UUUCCUUUUCACGAUCCGACGGCGUCGUACGGUCGUGUAGUCGGCAGUCGCCUAGUCUAGUUCUCUAGUAGUCUCGUCAGUCGUCUCCACCGUCGUUAAACGUACACUCGAGUACGCGUAUUUUUUAUUAUCAUUUUGUUUUAUUGUUUUCUUUUUUUAUUAUUAUUAUUUUCUACGUUUCUCUCGGCGAGUGUUGUCCGCGUUCUUUGUGUCCGCCGCCGCCGCCGCCCAUGCAGUGUCACUCCUCCGCCAUGGCGUCCGAUUCGCGUCUGUGAUAUUCGACGUCACCGGAUUUUGCGUGUUCCACAUCGCGACCUACCUCCUUGCGUUUCUCGUUCGUAAAACAAUAAUCGUCUAUUGUAACAUAUUUAUAAUAAAUACACUCGCGUAUUUACACCCAAACCCCUCUAUUCUAUCUAUAUAAUAUACUGUAUAAAUAAGUAUUUGUAUUUGAUAUUAUUUUAAUAUUAAAACCUAACGAGACACAAUGGAAGGCAGCAGUAGCAGCAGUAGUAACAACGACGCGGGCGAGCCCAAAUCCGGGUGCUGUACCGCCGCGGUGGACAACAACAAUGACGUGGUGACUGCCGCGGCCGCGGCCGCAGCUGCCAAGGUAGCGAGAAGAGCAGCCGCCGUUGUGGCGGCUAAACGAGCGGCGAAAUCUCGUACCUUGGAUAUGGAAAACAAGCAGUACCUGGACUUACAGGCCGAGAUAGAAAGGCGGAAGACCUGGGGGACGACAGGCGACAACUACCAGGCUGGCCCAAGCGGUACGGCCGAAGACCGCAGCAACUUCGAUAAGGACCCCGAGGGAAGGAUCUUCGCCGCUGCCGUCCAAGCCGUUAUGGCCAACCGUGCGGCGAGGGAGUCCGAGAUCACGAUCACCGUCUCACCGACCACCGGCGGUCAGUUCGAUCUGGAUGUGCUCAAGACCGAUUCGGUAGAAAGCCUGAAGAAAAUGAUCUCCAAACGGUUGAGAGUGCCCAAAGAGCGGAUAUGCCUGUUGUAUCGCGAGAGGCAACUUAGAGAUGGCUCGUUGGACGACAACCAGUUGAUGCAAGGAAGCCGCCUCACCCUAUUGCCCAGCGUGGAAACCGGUCUUCUGGUUCAGAGACCAGAACAAAGUGUGAUGCAGGCGUUGGAAAGUUUGAACGACUCUCAGGUCAACGAUUUCCUAUCGGGCAAAGCACCUUUAAACCUUACAAUGAGACUGGGUGAUCACAUGAUGCUCAUCCAGCUACAACUAUCAACCGUGUCGUCGUCAGGUUCGUCGAAACGACUGCAGACCGCCGCCUCCACCGUGGCCAGCACCGGUGCAGCGGCAGCCACACUGAACGCGUCAACCGUGGCGCCCGAACCACCUCAGGCCACAGCGACGGCGGCCACCGCGUGUUCUGCCGGCAACAUCAUCGGCACCCCUAGACUGAUCCCCGGCGUGGACGCUUAUCCGAUCACUCGUGUUCGUAACGUAUCCGACGACAGCGACGACAACUCGAUGGAUACGACCGAGGACGUGUCACCUCCGGCCCCGUCACCAAUAGUCGCCGCGGCUGCAGCAGCUGCCGCAGCAGCAGCCGCCACAGCUGCAGCCGCCGCAGCCGCAGCCGCAGCAGCAGCAGCAGCCGCCGCCGCUGUACCCACGCCCGCACCGGCGGUGGCGCCUUGUUCGUGCGACGCGAGCACGUCUACCGCGUCACCAAACACGGCCACGGCCACGGGAGACAAACCGCAACUGGACACCCGAGCGCUCGCCGAGGCUUCGCGGAACCUCACUCAGACCCUAAAACAACUGUCUUCGGAAGUCCUCACCACGAAAAGCGGUUCCAAAGAGAUGCACAUUGGGUUCAAACGAAGACCAGGUGCAAUAAUCGAGAGCAUGCAACAUCACGGCAAAGGCGUUUACUCUGGAACAUUUUCUGGCACCUUAAAUCCAGCCUUACAAGAUCGCUUCGGCCGUCCAAAACGUGACAUUAGUACGAUUAUUCACAUACUUAAUGAUUUACUAUGUGCUACACCACAGUACAGAGCUGCUGCUAGAUCAGGCACACCAGCUGUCUGCACAGCCACUACACUUUCUCCUACUGCAGCAGCUGCUCAAGCUGCUACACCAUUUGCCACAGCAAAUAGUAUGUCCGCUCAAACGUCUGCUAAUUCUGAUAAUACCGAGAGUGAGACCAAAGAAAAUGCAGCUACCCGUGGAAAAAUGGAACGCUUACGUUUGAUUAUGGAAGAGAAACGUGAAAGACGUAGGGCAGGUCGCAAUGUGCCUUAUGAUAAAACUAAAGCAGGGACACAGUGGUCCGCGAAAUCAGAAACACAGAGUGUUGCUCCAUCAGAUCCUCCUGCAGACCCAACAUUACCUCCUGAACAAGUUGUUGUCUGAAAAACAGCUCCUGAGGACAUGAAUAAUAUGUGAUAUAAAUAAUUAUCCCCACCACUGUUUUAAUUUUUUUUUUAAUAUGUAUAUUAUAUAUUUAUAUAUAAUGACGUAUAAUAUAUUAUAUAUAUAUAUAUUAAUACAUAUACAUUUAUGAAAAUAGAUUUAUCAACAAAUAUGGUCAGUUAUACUUUAGGGUGCAAUAUUAAUAUUGAUUAAUUAUACAGGUAGAGCCUUCUUUAAAUAUAGUAGAAUCAUCACUUAAUCUGUACCAGACAAUUUUUUUUCUAAUUUAUACGACAUAAAAACUGAACAGUAAAUAGACAAAUUUAAAAUCAAUCGUCCAUUACAUUAAAAAAAAUAUAUUUGUAAAGAAACUGUAUAGUCUAAUGUUUAUAUUUAUAAAUACCUAAUUUGUUUUAAGUGAUUUUUUUUUAGGAAGUUUAAAUAUCAGAUGAUAAGAAAACAAAUUGCGAUUUAUUACCUCAACUUCGUGAAUAUAUAAAUUUGUAGAUGUUUUUAGAAUUUUAAAUAGAUACUGAAUUUUGUCUCAUCAUAUUUUAAUGACAUAUUAUAUAUGUGUACAUAUUAUCAUAAGUCACGCGUGUCUGGUUAUUAGUAUUCGUAUGGUUAAUGAAAUUGAUAAAAAAAAAAAAAAAAACUAAAAAAAAUGCUUAAA
Messenger RNA from Myzus persicae (green peach aphid), 3056 nucleotides. RefSeq names its product midnolin-B (gene stx). The record is from RefSeq and is a predicted model, not a curated record. Gene Ontology annotation, cellular component: nucleus. The transcript has 7 exons. NCBI's taxonomy places the organism in Eukaryota, Metazoa, Arthropoda, Insecta, Hemiptera, Aphididae. The coding region runs from base 488 to 2383 and encodes 631 amino acids. Gene Ontology annotation, molecular function: protein binding.